This is a messenger RNA of Danaus plexippus (monarch butterfly), 2508 nucleotides long. Its product is annotated as glutathione hydrolase 1 proenzyme-like. The record is from RefSeq and is a predicted model, not a curated record. Gene Ontology annotation, biological process: glutathione catabolic process. The transcript has 9 exons. Gene Ontology annotation, cellular component: plasma membrane. Bases 409 to 1890 code for a protein of 493 amino acids. Gene Ontology annotation, molecular function: glutathione gamma-glutamate hydrolase. NCBI's taxonomy places the organism in Eukaryota, Metazoa, Arthropoda, Insecta, Lepidoptera, Nymphalidae.
UUUUCCGUCUAUGACAUUAACGUCAAAACAAGGAUUUCAUUUACCGCUAGCCAAAUUGUUUCCAUAUUUUCCGUUAUUUUAUUCAAAUCUGAAUAUGCUUGGUAUAUAUGUCUUACUGUUCCCUUUGUGACGAUCUUAAAAUCUUGGCAUGACAAGUGAAGUUGUUGUUCACGACGUUGUCUGCUAGUGAGCAGCGUGUUAACGGCGCUGUUAGUUGGCGCGCUGGUAGCGGUGCUGGUGGUGCAGCCGUGGGCCAACCACAACCAGACGCGCUAUCGCCGCGCCGCAGUCGCCGCCAAUGGAUACGAAUGCGCUUCUGUUGGACGCGCUAUAUUGGAAAGGCAGGGCUCUGCAGUGGAUGCGGCUAUAGCGACGUUGUUUUGUGAGGGAAUUUCGUGUGCACAAUGCAUGGGCCUCGGCGGCGGAUUCUUAGCAACCAUUUACGACGCACAGACUCGUCGAGUACGAGUCAUCAACGCGAGAGAACGAGCACCAGCAGCAACAACAGAAGGCAUGUUCGCCAACGCGUCUUCAACCGUAGGAGGGCUGGCAAUCGCCGUCCCUGGAGAACUGAGAGGCUAUGGCGCUCUCCAUCGGGAGUACGGACGCCUUCCUUGGUCGGAGUUGGUACAGCCGACGGCGGAACUGUGCCGGCAGGGACAUCGCGUCAACGAAUACAUGGGUCGGGUCUUGAAAUCAUACAGCACCCGAAUUCACAACGAACCUACAAUGCGCGAAUUAUACGUCAAUCCAGCGACCGGGGAGGUCUGGAACGAGGGCGAUUACAUUCGAGAACCAACCCUAGCUCGUACUCUCGAUAUCAUCGCAGAGGAGGGCCCGGAGGCGAUUCACAAUGGUUCCUUAACGGGGGCGCUCGUCCGCGAUAUACAGAACUUGGGAGGAAUUAUAACAGAAGCGGACCUCAACAACUACAGAGUGGAGUGGCAAGAGCCAAUCGAAGUGCCUUUAUCAGAGGAACACACGCUAUACUCGGUGCCGCUGCCGGGCUCGGGCUCCGUGCUGGCCUUCAUCCUCAACAUGCUCAACGGCUGGGUGGGCGUCAACAGCGACGUAGCGCGCGGCUCCAACCUUUACUGGCACCGCGUCGUAGAGACAUUCAAGUAUGCGUACGCAAAACGAACCGGUCUAGGCGACCCUUCACGCUCUAAUCUGACGUAUCAAAUUCGUGACCUGGAACACAAUCUCUCAAACAUUGCAUGGGCCCGAUCGUUCCGAAAUCUAGUGGAUGACAAGCGUACUUUUUCUGAUUGGAGGCAUUAUGGAGCCAUAUUCGAGGGCGCUGACGAUCACGGCACGGCGCACAUCGUCGUGAUUGCUCCGGAUGGCAGCGUUGUGUCGGCCACAAGCACCAUUAAUUAUAUUUGGGGUUCUCAGCGGAGAUCCACAAGUCUAGGGAUCAUGUUGAAUAAUGAAAUGGACGACUUCUCGAUACCGAGCCGUGACUCCUCCUACGGAAUGCCGCCGUCACCAGCCAAUAUGCUAGCACCGGGCCUGCAACCGCUGAGCUCCAUGGUACCGAGUGUCGUACUCUCAAGGAACGGUACUGCAGAUUUGGUGAUUGGAGCAGCUGGAGGGACAAAGAUCACAACACAAGUUGCACUGGUUGCGAUGCAUUCAAUUUUGGAAGGCGAUGAAUUGUCUGAUAUAAUUCCAAGACCUCGUCUCCACCAUCAACUCAUGCCAAUGGAAGUCGAAUAUGAAUCUGAUUUCAAACAUAGCGUGAUUGAAUCAUUGCGCGCUCGAGGCCACGCGACGACAGAGCGAGGUCCGACGGCCGGGUUCGCGGCCAUGGUCGGGGCGGCCAGAGAACACGGAUUUAUAGUCCCGCAAACAGACAGACGCCGCGUCGGUAGCGUUGAUGGUUUCUAGCCUCUAGGCCUUUCACGAUUGAAAAUAAAAUCGUGUGUGAAUUUGAUAUGAAAUUUUUAAAUGUAUCGCAAACAGAAACGAAAACACUGGAUUCGGUUUUCCGUCACUAAUUAAGCACAUUUUUUUCAUAAAAGCGCUGAUUUUAAUGGUGCCUUAAAUCAGGUAACCCCGUGUUUGUUUAUGAAAGUCGUGAUUGUCAAAUAUUUUUUUUUUAGUUUUGUGACUGUUAUUUGAUUAUCUGCAGUUUACGCUGCGUGUGAAAUUCGUUUUAUUUUAAUAUUCGUAGUAUUAUUUAACGUUAUCAUGUUAAUUGCAUUUUUCUGUGGUUUUAAGAUUUUUAAGCUAAUGCUAAUCGUGUACUUAAACUUAAAUUGCCUCGGUUUGAUCUUCGAUAUUAAUAUUAACAAAUUGAAACCGUCAGUAUUAAUUAAUUCGAUAUGCCAAAAAUAUUCGUUAUGGUCGUUUGUAAAUAGUUUUUUUUUUUUAAUUUAUGUAAGACGCUGUGAAUAUAUUUUAACUAGGAAAUAAAGACAAAUUGGACAGUAAAGAUAUUUAUUUAUUUUGUUAUGUGAAUAUCUCGGAUACUUUUGAUAUAAAAUAAACCUUGGAGAUUGUGAA